Spinacia oleracea (spinach) is the source of this 1620-nucleotide messenger RNA. Its product is annotated as polygalacturonase-like. The coding region runs from base 149 to 1399 and encodes 416 amino acids. Gene Ontology annotation, biological process: carbohydrate metabolic process. NCBI's taxonomy places the organism in Eukaryota, Viridiplantae, Streptophyta, Magnoliopsida, Caryophyllales, Amaranthaceae. Gene Ontology annotation, molecular function: polygalacturonase activity. The transcript is spliced from 4 exons. The record is from RefSeq and is a predicted model, not a curated record.
UCAAAAUCUUCUUAAUAAACUACCUCAAUACAAACAUUAGUGAGUAGGUCUCGAAAAAUAGUGUUCAAAGCCCUUAAAAUUCAAGAGGAUUACGUUUUGUUAAGGUUUUCGGGCCAGGUAACAUUUUGUUAGAUCUACAUAUAACAAAAUGGCCAAACUCAUGACAAACAAACAUAUAUCGACGAUAUGUUUUCUUUGUAUGGUGCUUAUUAUUAACUUACCGUCAUCAACAUUAGCUGCUACAACAGAAUUCAACGUGCUAAACUUUGGCGCGAAACCAAAUGGUUUAACUGACACGAGCAAGGCCUUCGUUAGUGCAUGGGAGGCCGCAUGCGAAACAAAUGGCCCCACGUCGAUUGUCGUACCUAAGGGGAGGUACUUACUCCACCCUGUUCAGUUAAGUGGCGUUGGCUGUAAAAGCGGUGGUAUAACCUUCUACAUUGAUGGAACCAUAGUGGCGCCUCUUGAUUAUCGCGUGCUCGGUGGCGUGGACCGGUGGGUCGGUUUUGAUAGGGUUGAUGGUGUUACAAUUGCUGGUCGUGGAUUUUUUGAUGCCAAAGGUGCCUCUUUGUGGGAUUGUAAGAAGGGCAAAAAUGGGGAUAAGUGUCCUCUAGGUGCAACGACUUUAACAUUUACCAGCUCCAACAACAUAGUGAUCAAAGGAAUUACUUCACUAAACAGCCAAUUGUAUCAUAUUGUGAUCAAUGUAUGUAAGAAUGUUCUAAUUGAAGACGUUAAGAUUAGAGCCGCAGGUAAUAGCCCUAACACUGAUGGCAUCCAUGUUCAAGUUUCUUCCGAGGUCACUAUCAUCAACACCAACGUUAAAACGGGAGAUGAUUGCGUCUCCAUUGGACCUGGCACGAAAAACUUGUGGAUUGAACGGAUCACGUGCGGCCCUAGUCAUGGUAUUAGCAUUGGGAGCCUAGCGAAGAGUAUGGACGAAGAAGGGGUACAAAAUGUGACAGUGAAGACGGCAGUGAUUUCAUACUCCACAACUGGUGUGAGAAUUAAGUCAUGGGGAAGACCGAGCAACGGCUUUGUUCAAGGGAUUGUUUUUCAGGAUAUCCUCAUGCGUUAUGUUUGGAAUCCGAUUAUCAUUGACCAAAAUUAUUGCCCCCAUAAUAUAAAUUGUCCUGGCAAGGAAUCGGGUGUAGAAGUAACUGACGUGAAGUAUGAACAUAUCAGAGGAAUAUCGUUAAGCGAAGUUGCUGUGAAACUCGAUUGCAGUGGUUCGAAUCCGUGCACCGGAAUUCAGCUCCAAAACAUCAAUCUCACAUAUGCCGAUAAGGAAGCUCAAUCAUAUUGCAAAAAUGCAGUUGGGGAGGUCAAAGGCUUGGUCACACCUCAGAGUUGCUUAAACUCAGAUACGGAUUUCCACUCCAUUCACUUGUCUGGAUGAUCAUAUAUUUCUUUUUUCUUCCUCAGAGAUGUGUGUAUGUAUAUUUAUACGUAGUACAGAGUAUAUGCGUUUAUAAAUUUAUUUUUUUUGGAAGAUUUGCAUGUAUGUACUGCCUUUAUUGGGUCGUUUUUUCGGAUAUCAGAUAUGUGUGGCAACACACAUAUAAGCUAAAAGAAAAAUAGCUAAAAGACAAAAAAGGAAGUACCAUUCAUGUUAAAAAA